UUCCUGUGUCCGACACUCCGCCUCCGACUCCUUUUCUCCGGCGCUACAGUAUCAUGACCAUUCUGCUUGAAUCCCUCGUGUACAUUGUUUGUCCCUUGGAUUUUUUUCCCCCCUCGAAUAGUAAUUGAAUUAUUUUCUAGUCCUUCUUUCGUUAAUAUAAUGAAGAUAAAAUGUACAUCGUGUGACUGCUUAUUUUAAAUAGAAGACCUUUGAUCGGUUGGCCCAAGCUUGAUAAAGAUGUGAGGUACAGUACACAAAUAAAGAGACGAGAUGGAGUAACAGCGUUUAAUUGGGGUUAGCGGCUUGCAAAAUGGACAAGGCCGGUACUAGAAUCAUCCAUCCGUCCAUUUCCUGAGCCGCUUAUACUCACAACCGUCGUGGGAGUGCUGAAAAUUAUCCCAGACAACUUAGGGAAGGAGGCGGCUGCACCCUGAACUGGUCGCAAGCCAAUUGCAGGGCACAUAGAAACAAACAAGCAGUCACACUUAUAAUCACACUUAAAGGGCCACUGUCAUGAAAUGGAUGAUUUUUAGUAUGUUAUUAAUGAAAAUAACGGCAGCCAAUAUGGGCCAUGUUUUUUCACCACAAAACAUGAUUUUGACAUACACCUUUUUGUAUUUCUCGCCAUGAAAAUCCUCUCGAGGGAUUUGUUUUCGAGAAGAAGCAGGAAGUGAUGUAAAGGACAGACGUGCCCCCAAGUGCACUAGUUUGUUUCCAUUAGUUUUAACUCUGGUAUGGUAGCUCGUUGUUCCUUCGUGUUUGCCAAAAUGCCGGCUCGUUGCAUUGCUGGACAUUGCUUGAACACUCGGGAGGAUGGAUUUAACUUUCAUAAGUUUGCAAGAGACUCGGUUCGUCGUGAAAAAUGGAUUGCAUGGGUGCAGAGGACGAGAGCUUCAUGGGUUCCAAAUGACAGGAAAGUUGUUGCUGGAAACCCUCCUGCCGUGGUUGUGACUGGUAGAGAUUCCUCUAUUCACAUCAGGACACCGACAAACGAGGUGACCUUAAUUUUGCCACCAGGAGUCUCCUAUGUGGAGGAAUCCAACAUACCGACAAAUGGAGGAGAAUCCUGUGAACAAGAGCACCAUUUCAGGCUGCAAAUUAGUGUUUCACAUAGCAAGAAUGAAGGAUCCUCAGACAUUGUAAGAACACUGCGGGCUCAGGAGACAUAUUGCUUCUACUGUCAGAGCUGUAAGACCAGGCUGCUCGAGGAUAGGUUGUUCAAGCGAGUGCUUCCUCUCCCGAAUGGGAAGUGGAACGCAAUUGUGGACGAUUGGUGCUGCCAUCCAGAUCCUUUCGCCAACAAGAGGAUGCUGCCCCGAACUGAGGAUUGUUUACUGGGUGACACCUUCUUUCUCCUCACUAGGGAUGGGAAUUGUGAAAUGACUCUUCGCCAGGAAGUGAGCCCCACUGACUCACAGAAUAGUCAAGACCCAAAGAAACCUUGCCACAGAACGGUCCUUGUGUCCUGCAUGAGCUGUUCCUCAGUUCUGGGAGAGGUCUUGACACAGGAGACCCUGAAGCUGUAUAUCACACAGGUAGUGGUGGAGUCCAGUGUGGGGGACAGAAACCCAGAAUCUUCAUUCAGCAGAUCCUUCUUCUUGGAGAGGACUGUAGCAGCAAGGCUUGCAGAGCUUUCCAUCUCUAUGAGUUCAUUCCACUUUUCUGUCCAAACACCAAGUGGAAAAACUUUCAUACUGCUGUGGCUUCUGAACACCGAUUCCAUCAUAGCAUCAGUCCCAGAAUGGUCUACUAGCAACCCCACUCAUCACCGUCCAUCACUGAGGGCUACAAGAGCCCUUAAACUCCUCUUCAUAGCAUGUUCUAAUAUGGGGCUCCAGCAGCAAGCCAUCGCCACCAGCUGGGAAGUCAAUGCCACAGGACACUCUCUGGUGUUACCAGUGACAGUGUGUGAGGAGCUACUGCGAGUGAUAGAAGACAGCAAUAUUACACUUCCCACAUCAAUGCGUCACAUGAGAGCGUAUAAGGUGGCUUACCUACGACUGUGAAUCCUCAGAAAAGUUGCCGGGAGUUUGUGGCCCUGUAUUCCUUUGUGGUCAACUCUAAGCCAUUGAAAAGCUGAUUGUUUCUCCUUUGUUUUUCUUUGCUAUUAUUCAUAAACAUAAAGAAGAAAAAAUUACUUAUGGUAUAAUGUGGUUUUACAGUUAUUUCCAUCAUGUUUUACCAGUGUUGUUUAUUCAUCGUGUUCAGAAUUUUGUAGUUUUCUUACACAUUUUCACCCAAAUAAAUUAAAAUGUUUUUUUCUUCAA
Syngnathoides biaculeatus (alligator pipefish) is the source of this 2267-nucleotide messenger RNA. It is a transcript of the gene ube3d, whose product is annotated as ubiquitin protein ligase E3D. The transcript is spliced from 10 exons. Bases 735 to 2006 code for a protein of 423 amino acids. Gene Ontology annotation, molecular function: ubiquitin conjugating enzyme binding; ubiquitin protein ligase activity; cyclin binding. The record is from RefSeq and is a predicted model, not a curated record. NCBI's taxonomy places the organism in Eukaryota, Metazoa, Chordata, Actinopteri, Syngnathiformes, Syngnathidae. Gene Ontology annotation, biological process: protein polyubiquitination; protein autoubiquitination; protein monoubiquitination. Gene Ontology annotation, cellular component: cytosol; nucleus; ubiquitin ligase complex.